Messenger RNA from Acanthosepion pharaonis, 525 nucleotides. NCBI's taxonomy places the organism in Eukaryota, Metazoa, Mollusca, Cephalopoda, Sepiida, Sepiidae. The record is from the annotation of a GenBank genome assembly.
AUGUUCAUUAAUAUUAUUUCAAAAAAGCCCACCAAAAUGCCCAAUAUUAAACUGCAAAGUUCUGAUGGUGAAAUAUUUGAAGUUGAUGUGGAGAUUGCAAAGCAAUCUGUCACUAUCAAAACCAUGUUAGAAGAUCUCGGUAUGGAUGAGGAAGAUGAAGAGGCCGUUCCUCUCCCUAAUGUAAACGCUGCUAUAUUAAAAAAGGUGAUCCAAUGGUGCACAUAUCACAGGGAUGAUCCACCACCCCCUGAAGAUGAUGAGAACAAAGAAAAAAGAACUGAUGACAUUUGUUCUUGGGAUACAGAGUUCCUGAAAGUAGACCAAGGGACUUUAUUUGAACUCAUUUUGGCUGCAAACUAUCUAGACAUAAAGGGUCUGUUAGACGUGACCUGUAAAACAGUUGCCAACAUGAUUAAGGGCAAAGCUCCUGAUGAGAUUCGAAAAACAUUUAAUAUAAAGAAUGACUUCACACCAGCAGAAGAGGAGCAGGUGCGGAAGGAGAAUGAAUGGUGUGAAGAAAAAUAA